CUUAUAUAUAUGUUUAUAUAACAUAUUUAUAAAUAAAUCGCUAUAAUUUUAAUAUUCACACAUUUCCCUCAAGUUCAUGUAUCCCCAUUUCUUGUUUCCCCAUUUCUUGUUUCCCCAUAUCUGAUUCCCCGUAUCACCGUUUACAUGCCCGUGCUGCAUACUGUGUACCUAUUUUUUUAGUUAAACAAUUGUAUGCAAGGAAACUUUUUUAACGUUAAUUGUUAGUCAAGGUUAAACUAUAAAUCACAAUCUUUUUAUUUUAUUUUAUUUGUUCUGUUUAGGAAAACGACCAUGAAUAAGCAUUUAAUGCGAACUACAGUAUACAUGGAAAGUAUAUAGAUGCUGCUAGUAUAUAUAUUAAAUAUGGUAAAAAAAUCACAGCGGUUAACUUCGGCAGAGAAAAUCUUCUAUAUAUUAUCAUGACCAUCUGAAGAUCGAACAACUUCACAAUUGUAAUUUUCCUUGUCUGAAUAAUUCUCAUCGAUCGUUCAGCCAUGGAAAACAACAAAGUAUUAAGUAUUUGCAAGAAAAAAACAAUGGGUCGAAGGAAGAUCGAAAUAAAAAAAAUUGAAAAGAAAAGCAGUCUGCAAGUAACAUUCUCGAAGCGGAGAACCGGCCUGUUUCGAAAAGCCAGCGAACUCAGCGUUCUCUGCGGUGCGGAAAUCGCAAUCCUCGUGCAAUCUCCGGCGAAUAAGAUCUACUCAUACGGCCACCCUUCCGUCGAAACUUUGCUCCACCGCUACCAGACCGGGGGAGGUGGCGGAGCAUCCUCGAGUAUUAUCCCUUACAGUGAAGACGGAAGGAGUAAGUACGAUGAAGCUGUAAAGAAACUCGAGAUAGUAAAGAGAUCAAUGAAGCAAGAGAGUAAUACAAGAUUCUGGUGGGACGAACCGAUGGAUGGCAUGGAACUGUACGAACUUGAGGAAUAUGUCGAAGCAAUGGAAGCUUUGAAGGAUAACGUCUCGCGCAGAGUCGAGGAGAUAGAGAAGCAGAAAUCGAACGCUGCUUCCGCUUCCACGUCGGAUCUUGAUCCUAGUUUCCAGAUUAAUUAUCAAGAUUUCGAUGCAACCUCGGGUUGCUCGAAUUCGGAUCUGGGAUGUAAGAGCGAGUUAGAAGAGAUGUUGAAAGGGGAGGCCGGAGAUGAUAUCAACGCACAGAUGGAGAAAGGCAUCAGUGGUUCGAUUGACGAUGACGACGAUGUUCUAAACAUUGAUGAACUAUUUAAUUUCAAUCAAGAUCCAACCAUCUUUUUCGACAUCUGA
This is a messenger RNA of Erythranthe guttata (spotted monkey flower), 1262 nucleotides long. Lineage: Eukaryota; Viridiplantae; Streptophyta; Magnoliopsida; Lamiales; Phrymaceae. The record is from RefSeq and is a predicted model, not a curated record.